AUGCGUUAUCUGUUCGCCGCCCUUGUCGUUGCCCUUGGCAUCGCGCUGUUUGCGCUGACCUUCUCGAUCGUCAACCAGCGCGAACCCGAUGCCGCCUAUGGCGUGCCGUUCGCGCUCGUGGACCAGGACGGCGCGCCGAUCACCGAGGCCGCCUUCAGGGGUCAGCCGACCGCGCUCUUUUUCGGCUUCACCCACUGUCCGGAAAUCUGCCCGACCACGCUUUACGAACUGGACGGCUGGUUCGCGCAGCUGGGCGAGGAGGGCGCCGACAUCGACGCCUAUUUCGUCACCAUCGACCCCGAGCGCGACACGCCCGAACUGCUGGGCGACUAUGUGGCCUCGGUCACCGACCGGGUGCGCGGCAUCAGCGGCGAUCCCGAUGCGGUGCGCGAGAUGGCGCGCGGCUUCGGCGUCUAUUUCAAGCGCGUCGAACUGGACGAUGGCGACUAUACGAUGGACCACACCGCCUCGAUCUUCCUGCUCGAUUCGGCUGGCGCCUUCCGCAAGACGAUCGCCUAUGGCGAAAACCCCGAUACGGCAGUCGAAAAGCUGCGCGACCUUGCCGGAACCUGA
This is a messenger RNA of Effrenium voratum, 573 nucleotides long. Lineage: Eukaryota; Dinophyceae; Suessiales; Symbiodiniaceae. The record is from the annotation of a GenBank genome assembly.